GAAUUUCACUUCCAUGCUAUUUGACAAAUUGACAGUCAACAAAUGUAUCAAUCAUCUUGAAGUUCUUGAUAUUGAUAUCUAAUCAAAAGAUAUGGCUGACAACUUCGUGGAAACAUUUGAGUGUUUUAUUCGCGAAAAAGUGUCUCGUGCGUCAGUCCAUUUUAAACAAUUUUAAAAAAAUUACUGUGUUGGUCAGUUUUGGGUUUUUUUCUACUUCAAGUGACACACUUUUCGAAAUGCCUUGUAAAGCUGACCAAUUAUGUGAACUUUACUCUGGCCAUUAAAUCUUAUCGCAGCGCCGAAAAUUCGUGGCUAACGUGCUAGCGAGCUAUAAACCAAAUCAAAACUGAAAAAUAACAGAAUCAGGCAAUAGCUUCAUUAUAAAAUGCAAUGAAAUGGCAACAUUUAAGCCAGCAAAGAACAACAAAUAAAGAAGCGAAGAGAAGUGUGCUGAUAACUGCAAACGAAAUGUCAAUAAAUUAAUAUAAAUGAGUGACUCGUGACUGGCGGCUCCGCCGAUUCAUUCCGGCCUUUCUCUUGUCGCUAUUGUUGAUAUAGCUGUUGCCAUUACUUUGGCCAAUGUUUCAGCGCGUUCUAUGUACUAUUUUGUACCAUUUUGUACAAUUUGAUUUGUAUUUCCCAAGCAAAUCAUGUGGAAACGAGCGCGCAACGGGCAGUUCUUUAUUUUUCCAAUGUUGUUCGGCGUUAUCGACAAAUCGUAUAAGGAAAUAUAGCACAAUUAUUGGUUGAUAAAACGCAGCUAGCUAUAGGAGUGCUCGUAUGUAAGGGGUAUGUGAUUUUUAAGGCACUGGCCUGAACUUGGUUAGUACCCCGAAGUUGGGGCUGUGAUAAUGGCGAAGCCCCCAAGCCAAGUAUUGUUGGCAUUCUUUGGGGCAUUUGCCUUAGAGCUCUUGGCCAAACAAUGAAAUCCCCCCGCAUAAAUAGAAAACAAUUAGGCAUUUGGAGACGAUAAGACCAAGAAUGAUAAAAGCCAGCAAGCAUACUGUGUGACUCACAGCGUUUCUUGUUGGCCGUGAAACAAAAACCGACAAAAUUGGUAGCAAUUCGCUGUGAGCGGUAAUUAAAGCAGCCAGUUGACGAUGCGCAUAAUUUUUGAACUUUGAAACUUUUGUUCCACAAACAAAUUUAUCAGAUGCAAAGCAAAUGCUUCUCCCGGUUUUCUGGGACAUUUGAUAAACCGAUGUGGUCAACUGGCAUUCUGCGAGGUCCUUUGUUUUUGAUGGCCAACUGAAAGCUGCGGAUGGCUAACACAGUAUCUGGCUCGUUGUCUUUUCACUGCGUACUUCGAGUUUUUGGCAAUAGCAUCCUAGAUACUACUGGAUUUAGUGCACUGCAAAUAAAAUCGGGUUUUAUUGAGCUAGCUUGUCGAAUCGGUAUUACAGUCUUAGCCAAGUAGCUACAAUGCGUUAUUGCCUAAUACAUGUAUUUAAUCAAAUGUAAAAUCAAAUUAAGUUUCCCGACAUAUCAGCGCACUUCUUUUAAGUUUCCUUAACCAUUCGAAAUGCGAUAAGAUAAUUUGUGGAAUAAAAAAGAUAUCGAACAUUGGGCUUAUCAAUUUAAAGCCAAUAAGUGUUAUACUGACGAAGUAAAUCGAUUCGUAGACCAAUCACAAUCGAAGCAUACAUAAUCCGCCACAAUUGCAACCGAACACAACAAAUUUAUAGCCGCAAUUAAAUCCUUGGCCAUAAAUCAGGGAAUAUGGCCGGGGUAAUGGUAAUCAAAGUGUUUAACCCACACACGCAGCGAACGAGUUGAGAUAAAAACCAAGUUGACAACGAAUGCGACUAAGAGAUUGGCCCGUAUUAAAGAUAUUAUUUAGACGGAUACGGAUACGGAUACCUGGUGAUUCCAGUGCAAUAUGGCCUGCUUUCCACGACUUUUCCAUCAUCGCAGCAAAAACAAAUUCACGCCCGCCGAAGAUGAGAACACCGAUACGAUACUCAACACACAUGAUAGUCCCGUGCAAAUUGGACAGUACAUUCGUCGCGAGGAGAAGCCACUGUACUCGCCCAUCGUUACUCCGAGUGCCAGUGAGGAACUAAGCGCCCAGCAAACGGAUGACACCUUGUCCUGCCAGAGUAGCGAUGCCAACAACAACAACAGCAGCAGCAGCAGUGCCGCCAAACUGACAAAUGGCGUCCUGCCACAGGAGCAACCGGAACGGGAACAGGACAGGAAACAGGAUUCCAGGGGGAACCAGCUAGCACUCCAGGCUCCGCCCCGCGCCAAGAGCUCCAGCAACGUGUCACUCAAUUAUCUGGCCAAGAGCCAGACGGACAGCCAGCGUCGCCGACGUGUGUCCACGAUGCCCGAUAUUAACAUACCGCCAGCACCGCCGUUGCCUCCGGAACUCCUCGUCCCCGGAACGCCGCUCCAUCUGCGCAAGAAACGGAGCGUGGAGCGACCGCAGCAGCAGGAGCAGGAGCAGCAGCAGCAGGAGAUCCAGCAGGAUGCUACGAAUAGUCAAGAUCAAAUGGCAGGAGCAGAGGAGGGCGGCGAGAGUCACAAGUCCAGCGAUUCCUCGACACCGAAAACCCAUCGCGUGGAAGGUGGCCUCAUCUAUGUCCGUCCCAAUUUUCCCAUUCAGGGCGACAUUGAAAUCGAAUCUAUUGCAAAGGACGAAGGCACACGCAAUCUCAUACGAACGGCCAUUGAGCGCAAUGAUUUCCUCAAUAAUCUAAUGGACAAGGAGCGCAAGGAGAUGGUUAUCAAUGCAAUGGCCCCGGCCAGCUACAGGAAGCACAGCCUCAUCAUCCGGGAGCACGAGGAGGGUUCGGAGAUAUAUGUCUCAGCCGAGGGCCAGUACGAUGUCAUCCGUGGUGGCCAACUGGUGGCCAGCUUUGGACCGGCCACCGUGUUCGGCGAGCUGGCCAUUCUCUACAAUGCUCCACGUCAGGCGUCCGUAGAGGCUGCCACCGAUGCACGCGUUUGGAAAAUCGCACGCGAAACCUUCCGGGCCAUCAUGCAAAUCUCGGGGUCCAGGGAGCGCGAGGAGAACCUUCAGUUCCUGCGCUCCGCUCCAUUCCUGCAGGAGUUCGACCAGAGUUUGCUGCUCAAAGUCGUGGAUCUUCUGCAGCGGAAAUUCUACGAGACCGACAGCUGUAUUGUCCGCGAAGGUGAGCUGGGCAACGAGUUCUACAUCAUCCGUUGCGGAACUGUGACCAUAAAGAAGCGGGACGACCAGCAGCAGGAGCAGAUUGUGGCGAAUCGAAAGCGAGGUGACUACUUCGGGGAGCAGGCACUGCUCAAUGCGGAUGUGCGACAGGCCAGUGUCUAUGCGGAUGCACCGGGCACCGAGGUCCUCAUGCUGGACAGAGAAGCCUUCAUUAGCUAUUUGGGAACCAUAAAGCAGCUGCGCGAGAAGCCCAGUAGUCAACGCAACGAUACGAGUGGUCGAUCCAGCAACAAAUCCCUGGAGUUCGACAACGAGUACUCCCAGGUGGCCAUCUCGGAGCUGAAGAAGAUAGCCACGCUGGGCUGCGGCGCCUUUGGACGUGUGGAUCUGGUGGCCUACAACCAGCAGGCGUUGGCCCUGAAGAUCAUCAAGAAAAUCGAGGUGGUCAAGCAAGAUCAAAUAGAGCACGUUUACAACGAGAAGAACGUUAUGAUCAAGUGCCGCCAAUCGCCCUUCAUAGUACAACUGUAUCGCACGUACCGCAAUGACAAAUACGUUUACUUCCUAAUGGAGGCCUGCAUGGGCGGUGAUGUAUGGACGGUGAUGUCAAAGCGCCAGUACUUCGAUGAGAAGACCGCCAAAUUUAUAGCGGGCUGUGUCGUCGAGGCCUUCGACUAUUUGCACUCCCACCACUUCAUCUACAGGGACUUGAAGCCAGAGAAUCUGAUGCUGGGCACCGAUGGCUAUUGCAAACUGGUCGAUUUUGGAUUCGCCAAAUUUGUGCGACAAAAUGAGAAGACCAACACAUUUGCUGGUACACCGGAGUACGUGGCACCUGAGAUAAUCCUGGAUCGAGGACACGAUCGUGCCGUCGACUAUUGGGCACUGGGAAUUCUGGUAUAUGAACUUCUGGUUGGCAAAACGCCCUUCAGGGGCGUUAACCAGAUCAAGAUCUAUCAGCAAAUCCUCAGCGGCAUCGAUGUCAUCCACAUGCCAUCGCGCAUACCCAAAUCCGCACAGCACCUAGUGCGGCAUCUCUGCAAGCAACUUCCGGCGGAAAGACUGGGAUAUCAGCGCAAGGGAAUCGCGGAUAUCAAGCGGCAUAGUUGGUUCGAAAGUCUCGACUGGCAGAGACUGAAACUGAAGCAAUUGCCAUCGCCCAUCAAAAGACCUUUGAAGAGUUGGACCGACUUGCAAUAUUUUGGUCCUUCGGGCGUUGAGAACGACUAUGAGCCACCGGAGGAACUGAGCGGAUGGGAUAAAGACUUUUAAAGGCUUCAGCAGAAGUGGAUUUUGUAAAGUUUCGGAUAUUAGUUAGUAGGAUAAGAGAUAUUGUUCCUGAAUGUUGGAACUCUUACCACGCAGCAGCCAUUACAAACUCGUUUUAAUUACUAGCUUCGAAAAUACUUAAGUCUGUACCCCCAAUUGUUACUUAUUCUUUACUAGAGUUGUACGUUUUUUAGAUAAAAUACUUUAUAAGUAGACAGUAAACAUGAACAAUUAUAUCAACCAUUUAUAU
Drosophila mauritiana is the source of this 4655-nucleotide messenger RNA. RefSeq names its product cGMP-dependent protein kinase 1. Gene Ontology annotation, biological process: protein phosphorylation. Gene Ontology annotation, molecular function: cGMP-dependent protein kinase activity; ATP binding. Lineage: Eukaryota; Metazoa; Arthropoda; Insecta; Diptera; Drosophilidae. The record is from RefSeq and is a predicted model, not a curated record. The transcript has 10 exons. The coding region runs from base 1880 to 4408 and encodes 842 amino acids.